AUGAGCCCAAAUGUAAAACUCACUGUUGACUUGUUAGGUAAAAGUGUUGAUCCAUCUCUAUAUAGAAGCAUGAUAGGUAGUCUUCUUUACCUUACUACUAGUAAACCUGACAUUAGUUACAGUGUUGGAGUGUGUGCUAGAUAUCAGGCUAAUCCCAAAGAGUCCCAUAUGAAUGCUUUAAAAAGAAUCAUAAAGUAUGUCAAAACUACUGCUGAGUUUGGUGUGUGGUACAGCAAGGACAUAAAUGAUGUCUUAGCUGGGUACUUUGAUGCUGAUUGGGCUGGGAAUGCUGAUGAUAGAAAGAGUACUUCAAGGGAUUGUUUCUAUGUGGGUAAUAAUCUUGUCUCUUGGAUGAGUAAAAAGCAGAACUCCAUCUCAUUAUCUACUACGAAAGCUGAGUACAUUGCUGCCAGUAGCUGUUGCACCUAA
Quercus robur (English oak) is the source of this 429-nucleotide messenger RNA. Its product is annotated as secreted RxLR effector protein 161-like. Bases 1 to 429 code for a protein of 142 amino acids. NCBI's taxonomy places the organism in Eukaryota, Viridiplantae, Streptophyta, Magnoliopsida, Fagales, Fagaceae. The transcript has a single exon. The record is from RefSeq and is a predicted model, not a curated record.